This is a messenger RNA of Peromyscus maniculatus bairdii (prairie deer mouse), 4651 nucleotides long. The record is from RefSeq and is a predicted model, not a curated record. NCBI's taxonomy places the organism in Eukaryota, Metazoa, Chordata, Mammalia, Rodentia, Cricetidae.
UCUUUCACUUACUUGGUUAGAGUUACUGUGAGAUAUUUUAAAUGUAAUUUGGGGCUAUUUUGAAAGAUGUUAUUUCCCUACUUUCUUUCUUAUUCCCUUCAUCAUUUUUACAGAGGAGAGCUACUGAUUUUUGUGAGUUAAUUGUGUAUCCAUCCUACUUUGCUUUAAGUGUUUUUCACCCAUUGGAGUUCUGUGUCAUUUUUAGGGUCACUUACAUAUCCUAUUACAUCCUCUGUAAAUAAGAAUACUUUGACUUCUUUCUUUCCAAUUUUAUCCCCUUAAUCUCCUCUAGCUAAUACUUCCAGUUCUAUAUUGAAUAGACAUGGUAAGAUUAGAGGUCUUGUUGUGUUCCUGAUUUUAGGUGAAUUACUUUGAGUUUCUCCCCCAUUUAAUUUGAUGUUGACUAUAGGCUUGUUGGAAAAUGCUUUAUUCUGAUUAGGUAUGUUCCUUGUAUCCUUUCUCUCUGUAGAACUUUUAUCAUGAGGGGGUGUUGGAUUUUGUUAAAGGCCUUUUCUCCAUCUAAUGUGUUGAUAAUGUAGGUUUUUUUUUUCUUUUUGAUAGUUUAUAUGGUGGAUUACAUUUCUUGAGUUUUGUAUCUUGACCCAUCCCUGAAUGUCUUGGAUGAAGCCUACUUGAUCAUGGGUAGAUGAUUGUUCUGAUGUGUUCUUGGAUUUGGUUUUUGAAUAUUUUAUUGGCUGUUUUGCAUCUAUGUUCAUAAGAGGAAAAGGUCUUUUAUUCUCUUUCUUUGUUAGGUCUUUAUGUGGUUUAGGUUUCAGGGUAACUGUGGCAUGGAAACUCAGGUGCUGGGGAUGUAGGUCAGGAGUAGAACACUUUUUACUAUGUAUUAUGAUGUAGACAAAUACAACUAGACAGUGAUCUUUAAUAGGAGUGGUUGAUCUCACACUACCACUGAAAUAGCUGCAUGUUAUUGAUGAACUAGAUUUUGGUGGGCUAGAGUCCCUAUUACAUGAAUUAGAUGCCCUGAAUGAGACAGAUGAUCAACAAGCUGAGCAGUAACGUAGAGGUGGAGGAGUGUGGAGUCCACAAACUGAACUGUAAGGUAGGGGUGGGUGGAGUGUGGAGCACACCUUCCAUCACAGCACUGGGAUGGAAACUGAAGCUGGAUCCUUGCCAGAUUUGAGGAUGUCAGAGAAACCAUCUAGCAGCACAGCAGGGCUGGGGAAAGGAGCAAGGUAUCACUUCACCUGCCAGGAUGCAGUGACCUAUGAGGAUGUGCAUGUGAACUUCACUCAUGAAGAGUGGGCUUUGCUAGAUCCUUCCCAGAAGAGUCUGUACAAAGAUGUGAUGCUGGAAACCUACUGGAACCUUACUUCUAUAGGUUACAAAUGGGAAGACCACAAUUUUGAAGAAAAUUGUCAAAGUUCUAGAAGACAUGGAAGGCAUAUCAACUGUCCCUCUGGAUACAAGCCAUGUGAGCAUGAGGAAUAUGGAAAGAACCAAUAUACCUCUGUUUCUCCUGAAACAAUUAGAAAAUAUGUUAUAGUCACUACUAUGAGAAAACAUGAUGACUGUGAUACAAGUUUAUACUCUCACAUUGGAGAAAACCCAUAUGAGUACAAGCAAUAUGGAAAUUCAUCUGUCUGUCCUGGUUCAUUUUGUACAUAUAGUUUGACUCACAGUAUAAGAAAAUGUUAUGCAUGCAAUCAGUGUGGUAAAAACCUGAAUUCUUCCAAUUAUUUUCAAAGACAUGAAAAAAUUCAUUUCGGAAGAGGAAGUGAUAAAUGUGAGCUUCGUAAUGAGAAUUUUAGCCAUCACAGAUAUCUUCAAACACACAAAACAACCAAUAAUGAAGAGAAUACCUACGAAUGUAAACAACAUGAUAAAACCAUUAGAUAUGAUUCCUCUUUAAAAUUACAACAAAUAACUCAUUUGGAAGGAAAACCCUAUGAAUAUGAGCAAAGUGAUAAAGUAUCUGCAUGUCAUAGUCUUUAUCAAGUACAUAGAACUCAUCAUAGAGAAAAAAAGUAUGAAUAUCAGCAAUGUGAUAAAGCCUUUUUAAGUCCCUGUUAUCUUCAAAUAUAUAAAAGAAUUCAUACUGGAGAGAAGGCCUAUGAAUGUAAUCAAUGUGGUAAAGCCUUUGUACAGAAGAGUAAUCUUCACAGGCAUGAACGAAGUCAUACUGGAGUAAAACGCUAUGAAUGUAUUCCAUGUGGUAAAGCCUUUGCACACAAGUAUAAGCUUCUCAUUCAUGAAAGAAUUCAUACUGGAGAGAAACCCUAUGAAUGUAAUCAAUGUGGUAAAGCCUUUGCAGAGAAGUGUAACCUUCGAAGUCAUGAAAGAAGUCAUACUGGAGAGAAACCCUAUGAAUGUAACCAAUGUGGCAAAGCCUUUGCACAGAAGAGUUCUCUUCACAGUCAUGAAAGAAUUCAUUCUGGAGAGAAACCCUAUGAAUGUAGUCAAUGUGGUAAAGCCUUUGCACAGAAGAGUAAUCUUCUCAUUCAUGAAAGAAUUCAUACUGGAGAAAAACCCUAUGAAUGUAAACAGUGUGGUAAAACCUUUGCACAGAAGAGUAAUCUUCUUAGUCAUGAAAGAAGUCAUACUGGAAAGAAACCCUAUGAAUAUAAUCAAAGUGCUACAUUCUUUGCACAGAAGAAUCUUCUCAUUAAUGAAAGAAAUCAUACAAGAGAGAAACCCUAUGAAUGUAAUCAAUGUGGUAAAGCCUUUGCAAGGAAAAGUCAUCUUCUCAGUCAUGAAAGAAUUCAUACUGGGGAGAAACCCUAUGUAUGUAAUCAGUGUGGUAAAGCCUUUGCACAUAAUAGUCAUCUUCACAGUCAUGAAAGAAUUCAUACUGGAGAGAAACCCUAUGGAUGUAAUCAGUGUGAUAAAGCAUUUUCACGUAAAAGUCAUCUUCGAAGGCAUGAAAGAUGUCACACUAGAGAGAAACCCUAUGGAUAUAAUCAGUAUGGUAGAGACUUUGCAUUUAACAGUCACCUUCAAAUAAAAGAAAACUCAUACUGGAGACAGACCCUAUGAAUGUAAUCAAUGUGGUAAAGACUGCACAGAACAGUCAUCUUCACAGUCCUGAUAGAAAUCAUAAUUAAAAAAAAACCCUAUGAAUAUAAUUAAUGUGGUAAAGUCUUUGCACAUUGCAGUAUCCGUUCAAAUCAUGAAUAAAUUCCCUGUGGAAAUCCUCAUGAACUAAUAAAUGAGAUCAAGUCUUGUAGUCCACAUACUUUUUCCCCAUUGAGUUACCUCACUGGUGCUUGAGUAAGAUUAGUAGAGACAUUUCAUAAUUAAAAUAUUGUCUCUUUUUAAAAUUGUAAACAUGUUUUAUUCCAGGAAUAGAGAAACACAUACUAAUAUGAAUAAUAAAAAGUAUUUGCAAAUGAAACUGAUAUAUACUGUCAUCACAUUAGUUUUGGAUCAUGGUACUUGAUUCUAAGGACUAAAUACUUUUUCUCAUAUUCUCAGCAACACAAAUGAAUGGCAGAAAAUUUUGUCAGUGAGGAAAUGUGAUUCCUACUAAUCCUGACUACCUGAUAUUGAGUUCCAGGAUGGCCCUAGUUAUGUAGAGAGAUCCUUUAUCAAAAAAUCAAAACCAGGAUCUGGAAAGAUGGUUGCAUUUCUAUAGGACCUGGGUUCAAUUGUCAGCACCCACAUAGAAGCUUACAACUGUCUUUUUAUCUAGUUCUAGGGGAUCCAACAUACUCAUACAUACAUGAAGGCAAAACAUCUUUUCAUGUAAAAACAAAGUAAUCCUUUUUAAAAGUAUAUAUCACAUUGUGAAACUUUCCCUAGUAUAAUGUGGACUCAUUUCUACUUUGCUAAGUCAUUGUUGGGGUCAUUCCCAUCAAGAGAAUUGUGUUAACAAUUAAAAUAAGCAGUGUGCAGAGUCCAUUCAUAAAGGAAUUGAAAUCUAUUCAGCCAUUCACUGAACAAGUAGCAGGGACUCUCAUCACCUGCAAAUGAUGGAAGGCAGAAGGAGUAAAUGGGCAUCUUCAUUUUCUGCAGUAUAAUGACAUCUUUGUGAGCUGGAGAGUUGACUCAGCAGCACUGUUGCUGUUGUGCAUCCAAGUUUGGUUCCUAGCACCUACAUCAGGUGGCUCAGAAGUCUGUGUAAACUCUGGUCCAGGAAGUCUGAUGCCCAUUUAUGCCUUCCUUGGGCACCAGGUAUGUUGAUGUUAUAAAAGUGGAUGUGUACAUACAUAUAUGUAUGUGUAUGAUAGGAGAGAGACUCCAUAUUUUAAAAAGAACCUUCAUGUAUAUGUUAUGUUUUUUUUUUUUCCUUAAAAUAAAAUCACUUUUGUUCAUGUGUAUUGUCAGUACACUGUCCUGGAUGAAGUCAUACGAGGAGAAUUUUGAGUGCUUGUAUGUACACUUCAAGAAAACAGGACAGGGCUAUUGUGUUUUAAGUUUCUUCAAAACACAGAAUUGUUCUUUGAAUAUGUUUUCAUGUUCCUCACAAUAUAGCAGUUAGGAGUGAGUUUACUUCAUAUUACUCAUUACUGUUUGUUGUUUUUAUUGAAUUAAACUGCUUUAUAUGCCUUCAUGGAAAAACAUGUUAUUCUAUGUAUAUUGUAUUUGUCAUUGGAUACAGUUUGAACACAUUAGAACUUUACUCAUAUGAUCUUUCUUAAUCCUGAGUAUAAAUUGUCUGGGGCCCUGAAUAAAGUAGGCUCUUGUAUGAGAA